AACGCUGCGGUAAAAAAAGAAAAAUAAUUUGAUUGUAAGCUUAGUUUUUUUUAAGGGGGAGGGCUUUGUUUUGUUUUGUUUUUGUUGUUGUUGGUUUUUUUUUUUUUUUUUUUUUUUUUUUUUUUUUAGUGCUUAUUGUCAUAUCAUUGUUUUUAAAAUUCCACUGUUACUGUGUGGACAUAACAAUGGGGAAGAGACUUUUCGAAAGACCUUCAACUCUGUGCUGUCAGUGUCAGUCAAAAAUGGCCUUCUAUUCUUACGCUAUUUCUUUUUUAUUAUAAUCAUUUAUUCUUUAUGCAAGAUGAAGGAUCUUUAAAUACCCCUUUUCUAUGUGACUUGGCACAAUCAUUUACAGUUUUUAAUGAACAUGCAUCAUUAUACAGUAAGUAGCGGCUCGCUAUAUCAGCAGUAAUUUUACCCACUUUCCUUUUAGCUGGUGACUGUAGCUAUGGUCCAUUCAAUAAAUUUCAAUUGAUUACUUUUUACCCGACAAUGAAAAUCAAUAGUUUACAAAAACAAAAAAAGUGAUUCAGUCUAAAAGUAGAAUAAUCCCUGAAUGUUGGUGAAACUCACGUGGUUCUUUAUAACAAAGCGCCAUUUGUCUGCGAAUCUAAUCAAUAUCGUGAAAUGUUGUAUACAAAACUUCCGUACAACUAGCUGUAGAUCACUCGAGACGUGACGUAGAUGGAUACACUUCCAUGUGUUUCAGAUAGGAAACAUUUGUAUAUCGAAAAACAAUAUUUGAAGGAGAUCGUCCUCCGGUAAUUAUCAGUAGAAGACCCACAGAAAUAAUGGAAUCGAUCUCGCUGAUUCUAAUACCACGGAGAUGAGGAUAGUUUUCCCUUGAUGUUUUGCUAUUCUCUUGAUUAAUUUUAGCAGUGUAUCUGCAUUGCUUGAGAUAUUUCAAAAAGAAACUAAUGAAUUUUCAGUGGCUUAAGGCAAGUUUUCGCUGAACUCGACAGAUCGAAUCUAAUGGUGUAUGCCUGAGUUCUCAUGUAAAAACAGGCAUCGCCUUGCAGGUGGAACUGUGUCUUAUCUAUUUAGAGAGAUCAUUCAUGGUUAUAUAUAACGAACCGGUAAUGCUCAUACAAGAGCUAAAAGGACAUACUCUGUUGUUGUGCAAGGAUGCAGGCAAUAUCUGCUGAUUGAAGUUUUACGCAUGGGCAAUCUGCCACAAUUAUGAGUGUUGCUGUUAAUUGAGGAAACAGCGUGUUUUAGCAUCAGCCGUUGCACAAGUGCACCAUAUAUAUAGCAAUGUAUUUCCUCUGUACUUCAGUUUUAAAAAGGUAGAUCAGCGGUUUCAUUACAACUACUGACGAAGGACUACUGUGUUUACUCCAGCGUCCACAAGGUGAAGGUUUUCUAAAAUGAGUCAAACUAGUGAGCUGCUGUCUGAUGACGACACAGCAAGUGGUGUGACGUGUUCUGACAGAUACCCGUAUACCGGAUCAUCAGGAGGCUCCGACAGGGACGAGCGCGGACAACUGCAACGACAACAAACUGAAAUAUCGGAACUCUCCGACGAUAGCUAUUUGACUUAUCAACCACUUAUUCCAAAUGAGAACCAAGAGGAAGGUGCUUUGGGUGGUGAAAACCAAGUGGUUAAUAAUGGAGACCAGCAAUGCGGGUGCGAUAGCUGCCGCGAGGAAGCUGUCAGAGCCAUGUACGAAAACCAACAAAUGAUUGUCGAUGAUGGAGAGUGCAUGUGUGAAAAUUGUGUUAAAUCAAGACAGUGCAUUCAGUACGAAAGAACAAACUUAUCUUUAGACCAUAGAAAUCCAGAGAACUUAAGUAGUGGUCGCAGAGGACAGUGGCAAGCGCAAGGUCACUGGACGGGGAUCAGCAUUUCCGAUGAUGACAUUGAAAUCAUCGCAGACUCAGAUUACUAUAACGAUAAGAAUGUGUUUUAUAUUGACCCAUCAGUGGCUAGAAGUUUAUUAAGUGAGUUUUUAGUGAGAGAGAACCCAAGGCGUUCUAAUCUACAUAUUCAUGUAGAUACUCGAACCAAACGACAAAAGUUUGUGGCGCGUGCUGUGAUGAUCGUUUCCAUGACGAUGUUUACGGUCAGUGCUCUUCUCGUGAUGGUGUCCCUCAUUAUGUCCGACAAGAUUGAUGAUCUUGUGAGAGGAAACAACGACCUUCUCCAGAAACACACGCCGUCUACUACCCCGGCUUCUGUCGUUGCUAACCUGACUUACGUCAUCAAUAAUGCUACCAGAGGACAAGGAUGACGCCAUCCUGUCGGCUGAAGACUCUUCAAAUAUACCAAAAGAGCAUUCCAGCAUAUUCAAAGCAUUCCCAACCUUUUAGUAGUGAGGCAUCGAUGAUACUCGUUGUUAGAGUCUGUUUUUAUAUCUAACAACACAAGGGAUUCAUCAACUUCCUGUUACAAUCCGAGGGGUUUAUCUUCUCUCCUUGAAUGAAAUUUGCUUCACGUCGAAACAUGGCGCAUAGUUUUGCGAAGACAUGUAAGAGUGUUUUAGAAUGACAUACAAGGGUGAAAACAGAGAUUGACAUAUAGUGUAGGGUGCAUGCUUUGGACAAUGGAGAAUACAUGGUAAAUAGAAAUCCAUUUGUGUUGUAGUUUUGAUGGAGGAAAUAGUCAACAUUCAGCAUCACCCCAAAUACCACAGCAAACGUUUCCACGACUUCAGACAUCAAUUAUAUCGGCAAUGUAUUCACUUGCUUGACAAUGAGUCAAGUUUUUUUACAAACCAUUUGAGGAGGACUUUGUUUGCCAUAAUCUUAUAUUUUGGAUUGAAUGUACACGCAGAACACUAACGUCAUAAAACUUGAUUAAUGAAUACUUUUGCUUCACAACGAAAUCCGACCCUGUGUAUACUUGGAGUAGGUUUGGUAAGAAUUUCUAAACAAAUCUCAAUGAAAAUUUUACUAAUUCACAAAUUAACAAGCACGUAUAUCACAGGUAUAUCUAUUCAUUUUUGGUAUAGAAGGAACUUCCUUGUAUGGAUUUAAAGGGUUUUGAUAUAAAUAUUUUUUUUGCCCCCGCCACAAAGUGGUCGGGGCAUAUUGUUUACCCUUGUCCAUCCUCCCGUCCUUCAGUGACACACAGUUUCCGGAUUUUUUUCUAAACGCCUUGAGGUAUUGAAUUGAUUUUAUUUUUUGGUAUGGUGGUGUAUAAAGAUGAGUUACAGACCGAGUUUGAGUUUUAUUCCGGUUCGUUGAAUUUUGAUGGAGUUAUGUCCCUUUAACAUAGAAAAAUUACUAUUACAACCAGUUUUCCAGAUUUUUUCUAAACACCUUGAGAUAUUGAACUGAUUGUUUUGUAUGCAGAUGUAUAUUGGUCAGUUACAGAUCGAGUUUGAGUUUUGUUAUGGUUCGUUGAUUUUUGAUGGAGUUGUGCCCCUUUAACGUAGAAAAAUUAAUGUUAAGAUAAGCUUUCCGGUCUUUUUUCUAAACGUCUUGAAAUAUUGUAUUGAUUUUUUUUGUAGGUAGGUGUAUACUGAUUAGUUACAGAUCGAGUUUGAGUUUUGUUCCGGUUCGUUGGUUUUUUUAAUGGAGUUGUGCCCCUUCAACGUAGAAAAAUUACUAUUACGAACAGUUUUCCGGACUUUUUGUCAAAACGCUUUUAGAUAUUGAACUGAUUAUUUUGUAGGCAGAUGUAUAUUGGUGAGUAUCAAGUUUGAGUUUUGUUCCGGUUCUUUGAUUUUUUAUGGAAUUAUGCCCCUUUAACGUAGAAACAUUUCUGUUACGAUCAGUUUUCCGGGCUUUUUUCAUAUGAUGUUAUUGAUUUAGAAGAAACUUUUAUAAAGUAUGUGUCUAUCUUAUGGCUGUUAAAACAUAUAAAGGAUCGUUGUUGAGUUCUUCAUUGUACUAAAUGCGUGCAGCAUACAAUUAUGAAUACCACAGUCAAUGCUACAUGUAUACUUCGAUGGAUUUUCUGUUUGACUUUACUGCAGGCGGGGGCAUUCGUGUCGUGCCGAAACAUCUAGUUUUCCUGUAUUUUACAUAUCACGUGAUCAUUGUUUUAUCAUGGAUACUUUGUCCUGUAAAGAAAAUGCAACGAAAACGGCCGAUUAAUUUUAUCAUUAUUGAUUUAUGAAAAUAUAAUUUUUUCAAUGUUCUCGUGGUUUUAGUCUUCAGAAUACAAAUGAAGGAUCUCCCUUGGUUAUUCUAUGGUUUCACUGUGUAUAUUUUUUCAAAUAUUAUUCUUGCAGUUACAUACUGGUAUGAAUUUUGCAUAUGGUGGAAGUUCAAAGCAUGAUGGAGAUUGAUGUGAUAUUUAUCAUCAUUUCAUGCUACAGAGCUGUAUUUGAAUGGUGGUGAAUUACGAAAUAAUCUAUUUUUCACGAAAUGACCCUUUUUUUUAGACAUCAGGGAACUGACGGUAACUGACGACUCGGUAGUCACGAAAUUCCCCAAUGGACGGUUUUUUGUUUGGUGAUUAGUUUACUCCACAGCAGUACGUGUUGAUUUUCUUUUCAAAUAACCAAGGAGGCAAUCAUACUGUGAUAAUUAAAGACAUCAAAGAAUAACGCAAACAACACCCUGUGCAAUAAAGACUUAAUACAUACGAUUUUUAUACAUAUUUUUGCACAAUGAUUGAUUUUCUGAUGAUACGUUUUGAUUGUUUUGUUUUUUAACAAACAUUUUAUUCUAUGUACAUGUCCUCCAUUGACAUUUUUAAUGUUAAAUUAGAGCUGAGUUGUUCAAAAUGCACAUCCUUAAAAGAAAUUGUGCUUUGAAAGUUUUUAGUAAGUACGUAUUUUAAUGGAUAUUUUACGAUUGAAUUUUCAUGUUAUAAUAGUAAACGAACUAAAGGUAGUCUUAAUGGUUAUGUCAAAACUUGAUUAAAAUCUUUUAUCUUUU
Ostrea edulis (European flat oyster) is the source of this 4830-nucleotide messenger RNA. RefSeq lists its product as uncharacterized. The record is from RefSeq and is a predicted model, not a curated record. The transcript is spliced from 3 exons. Bases 1368 to 2231 code for a protein of 287 amino acids. NCBI's taxonomy places the organism in Eukaryota, Metazoa, Mollusca, Bivalvia, Ostreida, Ostreidae.